Molecule: messenger RNA, 7333 nt
Organism: Chelonia mydas (Green sea turtle)
Lineage: Eukaryota; Metazoa; Chordata; Testudines; Cheloniidae
Product: tigger transposable element-derived protein 3
Exons: 4
Coding region: 1291-3153 (620 amino acids)
Biological process (GO): regulation of DNA-templated transcription
Cellular component (GO): nucleus
Molecular function (GO): DNA binding
Source: RefSeq, a predicted model, not a curated record
UCUGCCUCCACCCGUCACCAGGGAGCUGCCCCGGGAGCUGCCCGGCCGGGGGUGAGGGGCAGCUGUCGCUGUGGGGUGAAUUGAUUUGAAUCAGAGCGAUUGAAGUCAGCAGACAGGAAACCUUCAUUUAAAGCCUCAGCUUAACCCCCCACUGUAGGCCUCUGGCCUUGCCCCUUUCGGCCCUUUCCCUGAAGCCGGGGCGGGUCCCGCGGGUCGGUAGCCGCUGGGCUCCAGCUGCAGGUGGCCUUUGCGCGGAGUCCGGCGAUGCUUCGCCGCCUCCCCGGAGCAGCUUGGCUCACCGCCCUUCCGACUCUGGCCUUUUCCAUUUUUAUUAGAAACUGGUGAGGGAAACGUCCCGCCUUCCUGCAUGGAGCGAGUGUUGUGGAGCUGGGUCAGGCUCUCCUGGCUCCACAUCCAAGCCCGGCGCUUUACUCGACGCUCCGACGGGGGCGGGAUAGGCAAGGAACCGGCGACGCACGGGGGCCGGCAGGAGCCGUGAGCGCAGCCCGCGUUCGCUGGGGGUAGCGACCGGCUCACCAGGUCGGGCCGCCCGGGCUGGGCAGCACCGGGGCUCUUCCUCUCGCACCUGGGGGUUCGUCGGUUGCCGGAGGAAAAUCAACUCUCCUGCUUUUUCGGCUCCCUCCGGCGCCCGCGGCCCCGAGCUCGCUGCGCCAGCUGGAGAAGCGACGCGGACGAACCCCCCUCCGGACCCUGCACGCGGCGGCCGCCCCCCGCAGCCCUGGGUCCAGCGGCCUGGCCAGCGACUUCCACCGGCUCGGCUAUUUCCUGCCUCUCCAGCCGGCCGCUGCCCGGCCCUGGGCGCCGCGCUCCGGGACGGCGCUAGGGGAACCAGCGGGCUCCAGGCCCGGCCACGGUUGUGAAUUUCAGCUUGAAUUGGAGCCGGAGCCAUUUGUAACCCAGCCCCGGCUGCUGGGGCCGGAACAGCCGGGCUGUGAGCCCUGCGGGCAGGGCAGGGGGCCCGGCCGCAAUCGCCUCUCCCAGCCGGCGGGCGGGGCCGGGCUGCGCGGACCCCCGGGACCCGGGGCGGGGCUGCCGCUUCCCGGUGUUGCCGGGACACAAAGGCGAGGCUGGGCCGGGACUGCAGCCCCCAGCCCGCGCCAGGAGCCGGCUGCGCCCGGGGCAGGUUGGGUCUAAGCCGGGCAGUGCCUGCGGCCGCCAGCGGGGCCCGGGGACCCUGGCGAGGGGCCGGACGCUGCACCGCGGGGCCGGGCUCGGGCAUGUGCCCGCUGGGCGGCCGCGGCGCCAUCGCACGCAGGGAGAGCGGGGAAAAUGGCUGCAGGGGCUUCGGCGCAGGGGCCCGUGACCUUCGAGGACGUUGCGGUCUAUUUCACUAAGGAGGAGUGGAAGAAACUGGCAGGAUGGCAGCGGGAGAUGUACCGCCACGUGAUGACGGAGAAUUACCAGCUGGUGGCCUCGCUGGGCUCUGCAAGCCCCAAACCUGAGCUCGUCUCGAAGCUGGAGCGAGGGGAAGAGCCGCCUGUCGGGGAUGGCCAGGACCUGCGAGCAAGGGAGAGCCCCAAAGGCCCCGUCCCAGACCCUUCCAAGCGCCGGAUCUCGUGCUGCACAACCACAGUCAUUUCCAAGAGGAAGGAGCUCUCGCUGGCUGACCGCGUCAAGCUGCUGCAGGCCCUGGAGUCACCCACCGCCUCCCUGUCCAGCGUGGCCAAGCUGUUUGGGAUCUCCAAGAGCCAGGCAGGCCGGAUCGGCCGCAGCCGGGAGCAGAUUCUGGCCGACUGGCGCACCAACGCCAACCCACUGCGGAAGCGCAAGAGGGAGGGCAAGGGAGGGGAGGUGGAGGACGCGCUGUUCCUCUGGUUCCAGCAGGCCCUGGCCAGGGGGGAGAGGCUCUCAGGCCCGAUCCUGAAGGCCAAGGCCCAGGAGCUGGCCCUGCACGCAGGCCGGGAGUUCGAGGCCACGGACGGCUGGCUCUGCCGGUGGAAGACCCGCCACAACAUCGUCUUCAAGCGGCAGCACGGCGAGAAGCAGGACGCGGACGUCGGCAGCGCCCAGAGCUGGGUGACCGAGGUGCUGCCCUCCCUGCUGGCCGGCUACAGUGCCGAGAACAUCUUCAGUGCCGACGAGACCGGGCUGCUGUACCGCGGCUACCCCGACCGGGACCCGCCGCUCCUGGGCGGCAAGAAGGCCAAGGACCGCGUCUCCGUCCUCUGCUGUGCCAACCAUGCCGGCACGGAGAAGAGGCCCCUGCUGGUGGUGGGCAAGAGCCAGCGGCCGCGGUGCCUGCCCAAGGACCUGCGCGCCCUGCCCGUCGCCUACGCCAGCUCGGCCAACGCCUGGGUGACCGCGCACGUCUUCCAGGAGUGGGCGCUGCAGUGGGACCAGGAGCUGCGGCGCGACCAGCGCAAGGUCCUGCUCUUCCUGGCCCACAGCAGCGCCCACCCCCGCGAGCUGCAGGCCAAGCUGCGCCACAUCAAGCUGGCUUUCUUCCCCCCCAACACCAGCAGCAUCACCCAGCCCAUGGACAUGGGCGUCACCCGCAACCUGAAGGGGCACUACCGGGCGCUGGUGGCGGCCAAGGCCCUGCUGAGCCCGGAGCAGGGGCGGGCGGGGCGGGCGGCCGAGAUCGCCGGGCGGGUCACGCUGCUGGACGCCGUUUACAUGCUGCACCAGGCGUGGAGCCUGGUCCGGCCGGCCACGGUGCAGAGCUGCUUCCGGAAGGCCGGCUUCCACCUGGCGCCCUCUGAGCGGGAGGAGCUGGACCUGCGGCCGCUGGCCGACGUGCCCCGGCCGGCCUUCAUGAGCGAGCAGGACUUCAGCGAGUUCGUCGGCAUGGACGCGGAGGAGCCGGCCGUGGGCGAGAUGACCAGCGAGGAGUGGGCCCUGGCCCAGAGGAGCCAGUGGGCCGAGGCCACCGAGUGCUCGGAGGAGGACGGGGACCUGGACCCGGGGAGCCGUGUCACCGCUGCCGAGGCCCUGGCCGGUCUGUCUGCCGCCAUGAAGUGGUGCCAGCUGCACGGCCUGGUCUACCACUGGGAGAGACUGCUGGAGACGGAGAGCGCCAUGCAAAUGGCCGCCGUGGCCGAGGCCAGCCAGAGCCGGGCCCCUGGCUGCUCCCGCUACGUGCCCGGCGUGGGGCUGCAGGCUCCGCCCGGACUGGGCUCGGCCCUGCUCUGACCCCUGCAGUGCUGUCCUCUGACCCACACCCCCCCUUCCCCCCGGUGGGCACGGGGGGCUCCGGCAGCAGGGGCCACAUGGCAGGGCAAGCCCAGUGCCGCAGGCUGCCCGCAGUGCGGGGAGGGGAGGGGCCGGGGGUUCUCCAGGGCUCAGUGUCUAGACUGCGGGUAGAUCAGGCUGGGGGGGCACCGGGGCUGGGGGUGGGGAGCAGAGGAGGGGAAGGAGUGAGGAGGAGAGGACAGACAGCAUGGUGUGGGGGAGAGACGAGGCUUCCAGUGGUCUGGUCAUUCCCCAGGGAUGGGUCUCCCCCCCCUCCAGCAGGGUGACCCCGCCCCCUGGGGCUGGAACUCUCCCUCCCCACAUCCCCAAUAGGGUGGUCAGGUGCCCUAGGGAUGGGUCUCUCUCCACUCUCUGUCUCCCCCUGUAGGGUGCCCUGGGGACAAAUUCCCCUCCCCCGGUAGGGUGGCCCAGCGCUGGGUCUCUCCUAAUAAGAUGGUUUCCCCUGGCAGGUCUGUCCUUGGAGGAGAUAUCUUCGUGCCUGUGACUGGCUGGCUCUUCCCAUGCCCUCUGUGGCUCCUGGCUGCUCCAUGGGGUGGCUGGUGCCCUGCUGGCGGGUUUAACCCCUCUACCAGCGCUGGCCAUGGACUUUGUGUGGACACAGACCCUGUCACGUGAUGGUGUCUCUGCUCCGAGCACUCCCUCUGCCUAAAGAGCCGCGGGCGUCCCCUUACACCCGCACAGCUGGCUCUGGCUCUAAGGGGCAGGGGUUGCCCUGUGGGGGGAUGUUUCUGCCCUUGGCAUCUCUCCUUCCUCUGCCCCGCUCCCUCAGGUCGGUGCCAGGGCUCUGCUGGGAGUCCCACCGCCCCCAGCUCCCCCGGCAGCCCUGCCCCAGGGGAAUCCCACCCGCUGCCCCAGGGGCUCCCAGGCGUCGCCCGGCGGAGAGAUGUGCAGGUGGCCUGGCCAGUAGAACUGGGGCUAACAGCAGGCUCCAGCCCAGGCGGGAGCUUGUGGGUGGCUGCAGAUCUCAGCUGGGCUGGGCCCUGGGGUGAGGCUGCCCCCGAGCUGUCGGAACGCCAGUUCCCACGUGCAGGGUGGAGGUAGCUGCUGACGCACCCUUUGCAUGGUCCAGGUGACUGACGCCGGGCCCGGGCAGUGUCUGUGGUCUCGUUACCUGUCAUUACAGCUGCUAAGCACUACAUCCGUAGAGCAGCCGUGAACAGGCAUCCCCCGGGUCCCGGCCAGGCCGACGGAAAUCCCUGGCCAAUGGCCGGUCUCUGGUAGCGAGGGGAACGUCGCAGCCCAGCCCAGGAGCCGAGAUCCUUCCCCCCGUAUGACCGGGCUCCAGCAGCCAGGCUGGGGGCCUGUGUGGCUGGGCUGUGGCACGGAGCUGGGCUGCACUAAGCACGCCCGGCCUGGCCCCGCUGGAUCGGAGAGCUGCCCGAGCGCUGCCUGUCGCACUGGGCUCUGCUUGGGCCGUGGCUCCCCGACGCAGCGGCUCUGGGAGCUCUCGUGCUGUGAGCCAGCCACGGAAGGGCGAGUUGGGCUGACUCCGAUCGCCUUUGUCCUCAGCGGCAUCACAGCCCUAAGCCAGGGGCUUUCAGGUUGUGGGCCGCGGACCCCUGGGGGUCCUCAGACUGUCUAGGAUUUCCAAGGGGGCUGCCCCUCCAUUUGAAACUUUGUAGGGUCUGCAAAUGAAAGAAGGUUGAAACACCCUGAGUGAGGCUGAGCUGGUUCCUAGCCCUGCCCAUAGCGGGGGGGCAGGGGGCAGGCUCGGCAGCACGUGGCCGUGAUGUGUUCUGAGUCUUCGAGAGCGAAACUGGGUCUGAGAGCAGACGGAGGUGCAUGGUGGUUACAGAAGCACAUUUAACCCUUUAUCUGCUGCUCCUCUGAUGAGAAACAUCCCGGUCCCCUGCAGCGAGGCCCCUGCUUUGGCUGGCUGUCCAGGGGGAGUACGGCUGUGAGCGUCGACUGUGUAAAGUAAAAUAGCUGCCCAGUGAUUUGGACGUUGGGGCUGAUUGCUGCCGGCUCUCCCAGCGUGAAAGAAAAAGGGAUGUCAGGUAUGUCCUUCCAGCCCUAUGGGACACCUGCCCUGGGGCUUUGAUUCUGCAGGGGGGAGGUUGUUCAUCCUGCUAAACUAAUGUAUCCAUUGACCCUUUCAUCUGUCCUAUGACAACAUCUAGUGUUCAAAUAUAGCCCUCGUGUAGACUCGAAUGUUGCUAUCCCCGUUGCCUUGGCCAAAAUCCCACGUGGAUUUCUGCCCUUCUUGGUUAUGCAGCAUGAGUCACUGGGAACAGGGGUAUCUGCCGCCAGCCUGACUCGUGUGUACCGUAGACCAGAAACAUGGAACUGUAACAGUGAAAUAAAGCAGAGCUCUUGGACACAGCCCGUGCGGUGUGUUGCAUCGCUCUCUGUUCAGCUUGCUGCACCUUACUGCAGGGGUGUCCGAGCAUUGCCUAGCCCAGAGCCCAGAGGCAGCUUGUCCUAGGCCUGUAGCUUUGCUUGGUUCUGAUCCUGCAACGCUGCAAAGUCAGACACCACAGCCUGCCAGCCGGUGACGGGACGCUAGCUGGGGAGGGCUCUGAGUUACUGCAGAGAAUUCUCUCCCAGGGGUCUGGCUCGUGGGUCUUGCCCAUAUGCUCAGUGUCUAACUGAUCACGGUAUUUGGGGUCAGGAAGGCAUUUCCCCCCAGGUCAGAUUAGCAGAGACCCUGGGGGGUUUUCACCUUCCUCUGCAGCGUGGGGCCCAGGUUAGUUUAAACUUGCUAGUGAACUUGAAGUCUUUAAACCAUGAUGUGAGGACGUCAGUAACUCAGCGAGCGGUGAGGGGCUGUUACAGGAGUGGGUGGGGGAGGUUCUGUGGCCUGCAGACGGUCAGACAGAUGAUCACAAUGGUCCCUUCUGCCCGUGCACGCUGAGAUCCCAGUGCAGGUUUGCGGCUGGCUCUGCAGAGGAUGACUGCAGUGGGCAUAGUUCAUGCUUUGGUUCAAAACCCUCUUUUCCUGAUCGGUCUCCUGCGCUUAGUGGGCUUCAUGUCUGUUGAAACUCUUCCGUUUCCCUCCAGCGCUCCCACCUGGACCCUGUCGGCUUCAGUUACCUUCUGCCAGCGAGAGCCAGGCUGUGAGACAGGGCCUGUCCCAGCCGAGCAGGAUCGGGCCCCAAGGGGUGGGUGAUACGCUCUGAUGGGGGUUCUGCCUGUUGAGGCUUUUCUGGGGUUCAUUUACACUCGGAGGCCAAGAGGCCUGAGUGACUUUGGGUGCCCAGUUUCUGGGGGUGCCCCUCGCGGCCUGGGUCUCUGGGUUCUUCGCUGGCCCCGUCACCGUGCUGGCUGAGCACUACGGCUGCCCGCAACCGGUGACACUCCCCUGCGGGGUGGAGAAGGGAAGCCCCUUUCCUCGCGGCUCUGGCUGUUUGCGACUCCGCAGCUGUGAUGAGUGCAGAGGCUGGUCCCGGCCGGGAGCUGGCAGAGGCUGGUCCCGGCCGGGAGCUGGCAGAGGCUGGUCCCGGCGGGCAAGGGGAGCAGCUACCCACAAGGCUGAAGACCCAAAUCAGUGCGUACUCAGCAGUGGUGUUCGUUAUCCGCAUGGCAGCAAUGCCCAGUCCCAGAUGAGACCCCGGGCCUGUUGGGCUAGGCACUGGACAGAGUGGGAACAAAGGCAGUCCCUGCCCCAGGGUCAGCCCAGGGCUCGCAAAGUUAGACAAAUGGGGGUGGGGGGAGGCAGCCAGACAACAGCCGGGGUGUGACAAAGUGAGGUUUUUCACCUUGUGUUGCAUGUAAGUCUUGCUGUACUUUACUAAUACUGUGCGUGCCUCAAUUUCCCUGUGUGCUGCACCAAUGCCUAGGUGGUGGGAAUUGGGUGUGUGACUUUUGCCGAGGCCCUUGGGGCAGGUGAGAUGGUUCCAGCUGCCUGCAUGUAGGCUAUGGCCGGUGCCCUUCCUAACCUGAGACCCAGGAGGGGAAUGUGACCAGGUCAUACUUUGCUCAGGAAGCAGGACGAAGACCGGAGAGAGGCCAGGCAGCUGGGUCCAGGGCAGUCUGCGGUGGGGGACUGGAGAAGAGAGGCCAGGGUGUCUGGCCUGGGAUUCUCCAAGAUGGACUUGGUUGAAAGUCACUAAUUUCUGUGCUAACAAGCUCUGUUCUAUGCUGUGUUCCUGUCAACUAAUAAACCUUCCAUUUUACACUG